CACACACAUUUGCACAGAGAGGGUCCCCAGACCUCCAUGAUGUCGGCCCCUGCCUCUAGGCCCCACCUGCCUCCUUACCUGCUGCUGGCUCUGCUGUUGGGAGUCAUAGGUGUGGCAGAUGAGGCGGAGCUGCAGGUGAUCCAGCCUGAGAGGUCGGUGUCUGUGGCAGCCGGAGGGACGGCCACUCUGCGCUGCACCGUGACCUCCCUGCUCCCCAUUGGGAAGGUGGAGUGGUUCAGGGGGACGGGGCCAAGCCGGGAGUUAAUCUUCAGUUCCAAUGGAUACCGCCACUCCCCCCAAGUAACAAAUAUUUCAGAUGUGAAAAGGCAAAAAAUGGACUUUUCCAUCCGUAUCAAUAACAUCACCCCAGCAGACACGGGAACUUACUACUGUGUGAAGUUCAAGAAAGGGGCUCAUGAUGUGGAGUUUAAGUCUGGACCAGGCACCCAGGUCACCGUGAAUGCCAAACCCUCUCCCCCCGUGGUGUCGGGCCCCACGGCCAGGGUCGCGCCCCAGCAGCCAGUGAACUUCACCUGCGAGUCCCACGGCUUCUCCCCCAGAAACGUCACCCUGAAAUGGUUCAAAAACGGGAACGAGCUGCCAGCCUCCCGGACCACCGUGGACCCAGAGGGAGACAGCGCUUCCUACAGCGUCUCCAGCAGCGCCACGCUGGUGCUGGCCCCGGGGGACGUCCGCUCCCAGCUCAUCUGCGAGGUGGACCACGAGACGCUGCAGGGGGGCCCUCCUCUUCGUGGGACGGCCAACCUGUCCGACACCCUGCGAGUUUCACCCACCGUGGAGAUUGCCCAGCAACCCCGGACAGGGGACCAGGUGAAGGUCACUUGCCAAGUGAAGAAGUUCUACCCCCAGCGCCUCCAGCUGACCUGGUUGGAGAACGGAAGCGUGUCACGAACAGAAACGGCCACGUUGGCAUCAAACCUCAUAGAGAACAAGGAUGGGACCUUUAAAUGGACGAGCUGGCUCCUGGUGAAUGUAUCCACCCACACGGAAGAUGUGGUUUUCACCUGCCAGGUGCAGCAUGACGGGCAGCCCGCGGUCACCAAAACCCACACCCUUGUGGCCUCUGCCCACCAGAGGGACCAGGAAACACUUGCAACCCAGGAUCAAGAACUGUCCACUCCACUCCUGGUGACUCUCUGCCUGGGCCCCAAGCUGCUGCUGCUCAUCACUGUCUCUGCCAUCUAUGUCCACAGGAAGCAAUGGAUUGACUGUGAGUUAUGGAUGAGGAGGACAGUGCAAAGUCCAUCCCAGAAAGAGCCAGGUCAGUGGGAGGAGCAGCCCACAGGUCACACAGGGUCAGCACCCACCUGGAGUAAAGAGCAGAUUCCCCAGCCUGGGUGAAGUUCUCUAAUGCCUCUUGAAUACAAAUGAAUCCCAUCCUGGAAUGAAGAAGAGAAAGGAUUCUCCUUCCUCUUUGCCUACAUGUCUUACUCCUCAAACCCAGAGAGAAGACUCCUUCCAUUCCCUGUGAUGAGAAUACUAGCUCUUCAUUCACCUGCAUGCUUUCCAGUCCUGCUUAGGUACCGUGCUGACAGUUCAGAAUCAGGAGCAUCCAUGAUUUCCUUCUUCAUAUCCCAUGUUCAAGUCUGCCUUCAUAAAGCUAUGUCCAGUGGCAAGAUGGUAAAUGGUAAACAAUCCACUCUCAGAAGGAAAAAGAAGCCCGAUUUGUAGUGCUUGUCCACUUCUCUGGUAUCUACACUCCCAAUGUGGCCAAUUUCAAGCUACCAGCAAUUGAAUUAGCUCACAAAAUUUCUGAAAAAGUCUUAGGUGUCAGUGCAAGCCUCCUCCCACACACUGUGAACUCCAUCUAGAUUCUUCACACUGCUCAUUCCCGGGCUGCUUCCUGGUCCCAGCCACAAGUAUCCCUUCCUGGACAAUUGCUAUGACCUUAACAGACUCUCUAGUUGCAGCCAGUGACCCUGUGGAAAUGGAAGUCAAAUUGUACCCCCUCCUCUGCUUCUUCCCCCUACAGAUGUGCAUGGCGCAGUCUCUUCCUCUUUCAAGCCCCUUCAAUAAAACACCCCACAUAAAAAAUCAA
Molecule: messenger RNA, 2059 nt
Organism: Hyaena hyaena (striped hyena)
Lineage: Eukaryota; Metazoa; Chordata; Mammalia; Carnivora; Hyaenidae
Product: signal-regulatory protein beta-1-like
Exons: 6
Coding region: 37-1362 (441 amino acids)
Biological process (GO): positive regulation of phagocytosis; positive regulation of T cell activation
Cellular component (GO): plasma membrane
Source: RefSeq, a predicted model, not a curated record